Symbiodinium necroappetens is the source of this 1773-nucleotide messenger RNA. NCBI's taxonomy places the organism in Eukaryota, Dinophyceae, Suessiales, Symbiodiniaceae. The record is from the annotation of a GenBank genome assembly.
AUGAAGUCAGCAGCACGAGAACAAAAAGAUAGCGAUCAGGCCUUCCUUGUCGAGUCCUGUUUCCUGCAGAGGGGGGGUGGCGAUGCGGCGAACACGGGUUUAACGGAGGGUAACUUAGGCAGGGGUCGGCGGAUAGAGGCGGAUUCCAAUGCCCAGGCCAUUGCUGAUGCAGAAUGCAAGUUGCAAGGGAAACUACGUUGCUACAUAAGAGACGAACAUUUAACACAUCUUGUCGCCGUCUUUCAGCUGGCUCCGCGGUCCGAGUUCGAAAAGGCCCCUCGAAGUGGCCGCUGCCGAAGGCACCAAGGCAAGCAGCGAGGGCUCCUAAGCUCGCCGUCAGGGCCCCAGCCUGGUCUAGAAAUGCCGAAGAAGUCCAAGGCGAGCAAGAAUGCUACAGGAGCUUAUCUCGUAAUGCUGCGAGUCCUUUUUGAACAUGGUGCGAUUCGCAUCUGCCGGCUGCAAGGAGGCUUGAAGAAGGGUCCAGUCAUGGACGGCUUCAGGACCGUGGAGGAGCCUGCAUAUCUCUCCAUCAAGGAGGAGAAUAUUGCACAAUUCACCCUUCCAGUGGAGGCCUUCACUUUUGAACCCGAGCCGGACAUGGUCGUGAGCCAUUUUAAAAACGGCGAUACAGAGCGCAAAAUCUACUGCAACAUAGAGCUCUCAGAGGAGGAGAAAGCAAGCGUCAAAGCUCUGCAGGAAACAGCAAAGGCUCAGGGCCUUGAGUUUUUCCCUUCCAUCGCAAUUAUGGCAGGGCGCUUUUUGAGCAGAGCUCGAGGCGACCCUCACAAGGCCAUCAAGCUCAUGUUGGCCACACAGGAGUGGAAGGCAGAAUACUUCAAGGACGGGCCGGUUGCCGAUCACCAAGUGAUCGAUGAUCUCAAGUACGGCGUAGUUUACUUUUGUGGCCGAGAUUAUGGCAUGAGGCCCACAAUUGUGUGCCGAGCAAAUCGAAUACCAGACGAGUGGUACAAGGACAAGGCUGCUGGCAUUGAGCGGCUGAUCAGAGUAUUGAUUUUCUCUAUGGAGUACAUGGUCAGAUAUAUGGUUGUGCCCGGCAAAAUCGAGAACAAUUGCCUGGUGGUCGAUCUCAAGGGUCUCGGGAUCUCCGGAGUUCCGAUAUCGGCCUUGUCCAAGAUUUACUCGGUCAUGAGUCAUCACUACAUUGGUCGGGUCUUUAGGUUUUACGUUGUCAACAUGUCCAGCGGCUUGAGCACAAUUGCUGGCUGGGUCAAAGGCCUGCUGACCGAUCGGCAGAAGCAAAAGCUGCAGCUGCUGGACAACCUAGAUGAUUUGAAGAAGGAUUUUGCAAGUCAUCAGCUGGAAGAGGACUUGGGUGGCACGAGACCGCUUAUCAAGACCUUCUUCCCAUUCCCACUUCAGGGUCCACCGUUCGACAAGGGCUCAACUGAAAGUUGUACCGCCAAGCCGCUUGAGGGCACUCACAAGUUGCUGACGGCAAUGGGUGCACGGGGCCGAAUAUGGGAUCCCACGAAGACCAAAGAGGAAAAUGCUGCUUUGGAGUAUGCUCCAGAGGCAUACGACUUCUUCGUCCAGAAUGACAUCCCGGUGCCACCCGACUGUCAGAAGCAGCACGAGGCCGCCAAGCAAGCCGAAGAGGAAGCCAAGCGUGCAGCGGCAGAAAGCCCCAGCGGAAUUACCAACUCAGACAUGAAGGCUAGCAACGACGGGGCCAACCCCGACAUGCUUACAGCCCCCGGAGCCUUGCCGGAUGAGGAGGAGGACGACGACGAAGAGGAGGAGGAGGAGGCUUGA